AUGCAGAUCGUCACAUUGUCCAAGGCUAACCGCAACGGCAACGACGACGACGGCGCGUCCUGCGACGCCGACAACUGCGUCUGCGUCUGCGUCUACUCAUGCUACGCUUGCGUCUGCGGCGACAGCUGCGGCGGCGGCGGCGGCGGCGACGGCGACCACUGCGACGCUGUUAUACAUAAUAAUUCGUUGGUUUACUAUUACAAGGUUCUAUGU
This is a messenger RNA of Brenthis ino (lesser marbled fritillary), 213 nucleotides long. NCBI's taxonomy places the organism in Eukaryota, Metazoa, Arthropoda, Insecta, Lepidoptera, Nymphalidae. The record is from the annotation of a GenBank genome assembly.